CGGAAACUAUGGUUACCGGAGACAAUCAUAUCUAUGCAUGUAUAACGGGAAUGUUUUACUCUCAAUAAGCAACGCAGUUAGGAAUUUUCAUCUGGUUGUUAAACAUCUCAAAAUGGAGAUCCUGGCACUUAUCCUAGCAGUCACUUUUGCUUGGGCGCAAGCGGCGGAUUCUGACGAACCGCCGAUAUUGAAUAUAUCACUAGCAGACGGCAGCAACAAGUUAUUUGUUGAAGAAAAAACAGUCUUCAACGUCACUGUCCAGUUUCCUGGCACGUUCUAUGAUGACGUCAUCAUUGACAUCCUCCCUACAAUCGACCUUCCUGACGUCGUUAUCACAAAAGUUAAGACGGUGAAGGUUGGAUCAAAUCUUCACUUCACCGGAAGUAUUGAGCCAGUGAUGGAUUAUGGGAGACCGGAACUUCAAGUUCCAGGGAAGGCACUGUCCUGUCAGUUUCAUCUUGGUAAAGUCCUGAGGUCCAGAAAAAUUGAAAAGAUGGCUCACGGUCGCUUUAACGUUCUAAAGGCGACUCUGAAUGGUGACGGCACCCCCAAAGCGACUUCGGAAGAUGAUACCAUUCUCAUCCAGUACGAGGCUCUGAUACCGGAAGAACGUUCGGAAGGUUUCGGCGAGAUAGGACACGACCAUAUGUAUGCUGUCAGAGUCGAAACCGCCAAGGAGACUUACUUUCUGCACAAACACGUGACGGUCGCCGCUAGGAGCAUGCCAAUGUUGUUCCGGACACUCGAGAAGUUCCCUGCGAGACGAGGCAACAUGGUUGAGGAAAUGUUCAUCUUCAAAGCACGUCCCCAGAGAAAGUUGCUAAAAAAUACGAUGACUGCCUGAGCCGACCUUUGAUUCACAACUAGCGGACCCGCAAUGUUAUUCGGGAAUUUCCGUACGUUUCCGUAUUCUCCGUAUGCUAUUUCGACAGUUUCCGGUUUGUUGCUCGUAUAUGAACUACAUUAGCAUACGGAAGAAUACGUAAACAAGCGGAAAUUGUCGAUUGUCAUUUCGGGUCCAUUGCCUUGACAGAAAUAAAAACAACACGGAUAUAAUGCAUGAUCUUUCAAAUUUUUAUAACUAAUAGCGACUUAAUUUGAAAAAUAAAAUACAAAAAUAGCCAUAAGACACUUACGAACUGGAUUAGUGAAGUUGAAAUUUCAUUCAUGUAAGUGCACUAACUAGUUUGUUAAGGAUUCCUUUUUAUUUCAAUAACUGUUUGAGGCGUCAAAAUGCAGGACAUCGUACAAAGUUUAUUUUAAUUCAUUUUUACUGAACAGACUGAGAACGAGAACUGUUUUUUUUAAAGACUUUUUCAUGUAAGACUAGCCCCUAGACUGAUAAUAAAGAAUAUAACCCCUCCCUCCCCCCAUCCCCUCUCCCCCCAAAAAAGAGAAAUGGAGACAAAAAGUCAGCCCAUUCUUAAGGUUUUCUUAGGGGAAUGACAGAUUAAAUGAAAUUAUGACUAAAAAUUGACAAUGGUCUAAGAGCUAGUCUGCAUUUGUAAUAGAGCGUUAUAUGUUACUAUUUUACAUUGUACUUUUGUUUGGUAUUUUAAUUUUAAGUUAUAAGCCAUUAGCUUCAAAGGAGGAAGAAUCAAAAGUUAUUUGCCAUCAAGCCUGAUUGCGGGUUCUUGCCUUAAAUAACGCUCUGUGGUAUUUCAACAAGCACUACCCUAAACACGAAAAUUCUAAAAAUCAAACAACGAACUAAAUAAUCUGUUUUGUUUUAGUUGAGUAUGUAACAAUUGUAUGUGUGUCUUUGUCCAUAACACCAAUUCUGUUUUGCUUUUUUUGUGUUCUUUUGGACAUUCGGAUUUCAUAGGUAAGUGAGGUAAGCAUAACUUACAGGCGUUUCUUGAUUUUGUUGAUUACGCCAUGUGAACAUAUUAUGGAAAAAAAAUGAAAAUAACCGAUCACAAGGUGAUGGUACCAUAAAAUUGACAAUUCUCAUAAACUUUUGCCACUAAUUGUCUUUUCUUAUAACUUUAAUUUCUUAGACUUCAUAUCGAUCAAAAAUUAUAAAAAUUGCUUUAUCCAGAUUCAGAUUAUUGUGAGAAAGGCUUAGUAAUAUGCAUCGUAAUUAAAAGACUUAAGAAAAUAUACCUUAAACAUAUUUUGCAGAUGUCCGACUUUAGAUAAAUUUAAUUGGUCAAUGUGCUUUUUACACAUAAACAAGAAAGUAAAUGUAUACAUCUAAGUGCAUUACUUGCCACACAGCGUAAGACAGACUUUUUGUAGACUGUUCAAAGCGCUUCUGCAAACUGUUACAGGUUUGUUGGACUUGUAACACUUCGGCUGAGUUACAUAUGAUGGUUAAAACUUAUUUCUCUACAUGAGUCUCUCAUUAUCAUAGAUAUGUUUUCAUUUUUCUCUACACUAAACUCUUGGUAUGGGAGGUGAUGGUUGUAUGCUGAAAUAAAUGUCAGUAUUG
This is a messenger RNA of Mercenaria mercenaria, 2434 nucleotides long. RefSeq lists its product as uncharacterized. The transcript is spliced from 4 exons. The coding region runs from base 38 to 844 and encodes 268 amino acids. The record is from RefSeq and is a predicted model, not a curated record. NCBI's taxonomy places the organism in Eukaryota, Metazoa, Mollusca, Bivalvia, Venerida, Veneridae.